This is a messenger RNA of Oldenlandia corymbosa var. corymbosa, 660 nucleotides long. Lineage: Eukaryota; Viridiplantae; Streptophyta; Magnoliopsida; Gentianales; Rubiaceae. The record is from the annotation of a GenBank genome assembly.
AUGAGAGAUAUGGUUCAUUUUAUCAUAUGGCACACGAGACAGGUUUUUGCAAAAAACUUGCUGCAGGAAUUUGCUCAGAAAACGAACUAUGCAUUACCAGUUUAUCAUUGUCAAAAGGUUGAGACUCCGGGUAGGGGAUCAUCGUAUUCUUGUACUGUUGAGACUGGCGGAAUGAAAUAUAUUGGAGGAGCGGCAAAAACCAAAAAGGAUGCUGAGAUUAAAGCUGCCCGUACUGCUUUGUUAGCUAUCCAGGCUAAUUAUUCUUCAGCUGAGUCUUCCGAUGAUGAUUCGGGGGAUGAUGAGUUGGUGCUUACUGAUAAUGUUGGAUCUGGUAAUAUCAACAAUGGUAGUGUCUUUAAAGCAACCGAUUUUGUAGUUUUAUCAGCUGAAGACAUAGAUCCUAAAUGCCAUGUGGAGGAUAAUGUUGAACCUGGUGAUAUCAAUUGUGGUAGGCACGUGAAAGCAACCGAUUUCGAAGUUUUACCAGCUAAAAUGACGCAUUCUAAAUAUAUUGAGGCUGAUAAUGCUAGACCUGGAGAUAUCAACAAUGGUGUCCUCAAAUCAACUGAUUUUGAAGCUUUACCAGUUGGAGUGGAAAAUUCCAAAUGUGACGCAAGUGAUGGAUGUUUCCCUGAUGUGGGAGCUGAUUCAAUCCCCUAA